CUUGUGGAGGCGCCGGGGUCCAGCCGAAGCCAGCAUGGCGGCCGAGCGCAAGACAAAGUUGUCCAAGAACCUGCUGCGCAUGAAGUUCAUGCAGAGGGGACUGGAUUCGGAAACCAAGAAACAACUAGAAGAGGAAGAAAAGAAAAUCAUUAGCGAAGAGCACUGGUACUUGGAUUUGCCAGAGCUUAAAGAGAAGGAGAGUUUCAUAAUAGAAGAGCAGAGUUUCUUGUUAUGUGAAGAUCUUCUCUAUGGAAGAAUGUCAUUCAGAGGAUUUAAUCCUGAGGUUGAGAAAUUAAUGCUUCAGAUGAAUGCUAAGAACAAAGCAGAAGAAGUUGAAGAUGAAACAGUGGAGCUUGACGUGUCAGAUGAAGAAAUGGCUAGAAGAUACGAGACCUUGGUGGGGACAAUUGGAAAAAAAUUUGCCAAAAAAAGAGACCGUGCCAAUUACGAAGAUGAAAAUGGAGACAUAAAACCAAUGAAAGCAAUGAAGACAUUCUUAAAGCCCCAAGAUUAAAAUGGAUUUGUGAGAUAUGGCUCAGGGAUACCUUGUGAGAGUUAUCCUAUUUUGGAACUCAUUCCGAUGGUUUCUCUACAGUUAUUGAUUUUGUAAUGUUUAUUUAUAAUGUUUAUUGUAAAGAAAUGUAUAAUUUUGGUAGCAUGCUGUUUUUGAAACAGAUGUGUGAUGGAUGUUAUACAUCCUUUGCUUAGUUGUAUUCAUCAAGAGUGGAUUUUUAGCCCUUGAUUUUCAAAUGCACAUAGAUACAUGGUUUCUUCCGAAAGAUUUUUUUGACCUCACAUUUUAAAAAAAUAUAUAUCUCUAGCAACUGACCUUGAAUUGACUCAUAAAUUCAUACAAGUUUAAAUUGUCCUUGUGUACACAUUUUACUUUGAAUUAUUAAUCAUAUCAAGCCAAUUUAUACAUACAUUUUGGAAUCAAAUGUUAGGAGAGUUUAUGUGUAAAUUCUUCAAAAACAAACACCUCUCCAGCCUGAAGUAUUUGCAUGCCACCAAGGCAUUGUCAGUUUGUGGAGUUACAUUUUGUUCUUUUUUUUUUUUUUGUAUAAAGCCUUUUAUUAAUAAAAUAAUUAUUGUUCUGUAAUAAA
Messenger RNA from Hipposideros armiger (great roundleaf bat), 1103 nucleotides. It is a transcript of the gene MPHOSPH6, whose product is annotated as M-phase phosphoprotein 6. Gene Ontology annotation, biological process: maturation of 5.8S rRNA. NCBI's taxonomy places the organism in Eukaryota, Metazoa, Chordata, Mammalia, Chiroptera, Hipposideridae. The transcript has 5 exons. The coding region runs from base 35 to 514 and encodes 159 amino acids. The record is from RefSeq and is a predicted model, not a curated record.